Molecule: messenger RNA, 1476 nt
Organism: Rangifer tarandus platyrhynchus (Svalbard reindeer)
Lineage: Eukaryota; Metazoa; Chordata; Mammalia; Artiodactyla; Cervidae
Source: the annotation of a GenBank genome assembly
AUGAUGGCUCAGGGAUCCGGGGAUCAGAGAGCAGUGGGGAUCGUGGACCCAGAGGAGAGUUCUCCAAAUAUGAUAGUCUACCGCAAAAUUGAAGACAUCAUUACAAAGAUGCAAGAUGACAAGACGGGGGGUGUGCCUGUCAGAACAGUCAAGAGCUUUCUCUCCAAAAUCCCCAGUGUUGUCACAGGUACGGACAUUGUACAGUGGCUUAUGAAGAACCUUUCCAUCGAGGACCCAGUUGAAGCAAUACACUUGGGAAGCCUUAUAGCUGCCCAGGGCUACGUCUUCCCCAUCUCGGACCAUGUUCUUACCAUGAAGGAUGAUGGCACCUUUUAUCGUUUCCAGGCCCCAUACUUCUGGCCUUCAAAUUGCUGGGAACCUGAAAACACGGACUAUGCCAUCUACCUCUGUAAGAGGACAAUGCAGAAUAAAGCAAGGCUGGAACUGGCAGAUUAUGAAGCAGAAAACUUAGCAAGACUCCAGAGGGCCUUUGCAAGGAAGUGGGAAUUCAUCUUUAUGCAAGCAGAAGCACAAGUCAAAAUUGAUCGGAAAAAGGAUAAGACAGAAAGGAAAAUUUUGGAUAGUCAAGAACGAGCCUUUUGGGACGUCCACAGGCCAGUGCCAGGCUGUGUGAACACAACAGAAAUGGAUAUCAGAAAAUGUCGACGUUUGAAGAACCCACAAAAGGUUAAAAAGUCGGUGUACGGUGUGACUGAAGAAUCCCAGUCGCAAAGCCCAGUGCACAUCCCCAGUCAGCCAAUCAGGAAAACUACAAAAGAAGACAUCCGGAAACAAAUAACAUUUUUGAAUGCACAGAUUGACAGACAUUGUUUAAAAAUGUCCAAAGUGGCUGAAAGCUUAAUUGCUUACACGGAACAGUACAUGGAAUAUGACCCUUUGAUCACACCAGCUGAGCCGUCCAAUCCCUGGAUCAGUGAUGAUAUCGCUUUAUGGGACAUAGAGAUGAGCAAAGAGCCCAGCCAGCAGCGAGUGAAGAGAUGGGGCUUCUCUUUCGAUGAGAUCUUGAAGGACCAGGUGGGGCAGGACCAGUUUCUACGAUUCCUGGAGUCGGAAUUCAGUUCAGAAAACCUCAGGUUCUGGUUGGCAGUCCAAGAUCUCAAGAAACAGCCCCUCCAGGAUGUGGCCAGGAGGGUGGAAGAAAUCUGGCAAGAGUUUCUGGCUCCCGGGGCCCCAAGCGCAAUCAACCUGGAUUCUCACAGCUAUGAGAUAACCAGUCAGAAUGUCAAGGAUGGAGGGAGAUACACAUUCGAAGAUGCCCAGGAGCACAUCUACAAGCUGAUGAAGAGUGACAGCUACGCCCGCUUCCUCCGGUCCAAUGCUUACCAGGACUUGCUGCUGGCCAAGAAGAAGCCAGAAAGUGAGCAAGGUCGUAGAACUUCCUUAGAAAAGUUCACUCGCAGUGUGGGAAAGUCACUGGCGGGCAAGCGCCUCACCGGCCUGAUGCAGUCCUCCUGA